This is a messenger RNA of Dipodomys ordii (Ord's kangaroo rat), 3231 nucleotides long. Its product is annotated as vomeronasal type-2 receptor 116-like. Gene Ontology annotation, cellular component: membrane. Lineage: Eukaryota; Metazoa; Chordata; Mammalia; Rodentia; Heteromyidae. The transcript has 10 exons. The record is from RefSeq and is a predicted model, not a curated record. Gene Ontology annotation, biological process: G protein-coupled receptor signaling pathway. Gene Ontology annotation, molecular function: G protein-coupled receptor activity.
AUGGAACAAGAGCAUACAAACGAUGGUACCCACAUCUGUGCCAACUUGCAAGCGAAAGCAGGGAGUUCCCAAGGUGAAGAAAAACAGUUCAUUGUGGAUAACUGCACUGUAGCACUUGAAGCACAAGUUGAGAAAUGCAGCAGCAUUCCAGGCUCCAAAUCUGAAAUGUACAGCACAAAGCGGCCAAUGUGUUUUCUCAAACUUGAGUAUGUACAGUCACAACCUCAUACCUGCAAUACCCUACCCAGGGAUCGGUUCUCACCAAUGAGCGAUUACUCCCACUUACCUACAAACUUGGGUAUUUGGGAUGACACAGGCACCUGGGCCUACCAGGAGGGACCAGAAAGAUGUUCAGGGUCCUCUUACUCCUGGCCCAAGGACAGUGUGGAAGUCUCCUCCCAGUGGAGACCUAAAUCCUCAAACACCGAAGUCUCCUCCCAGUGGAGACCUAAAUCCUCAAACACCGAAUGUACUCUUUUUCACCUAGAGGAUGUAAACCCACAGGCUUGGCUUUCCCGGUCUCUUGGACCUCCAUUUGGGCCAAGGGAAGGAGAGCACAGCAUUCCAGGUCUUAGACGGACUUACAAAUUUCAGUUGAGCCUGUAUUCAGGGUCUCAGAUGCAGAGCCCCAUGGAGGAGUUUUACCCUUUCUGCCUGGGGACUUACAAGAGAUUUCCAAGAACUGGGGCUACACUUCUGCUCCUUGUCAGGUGUUUGCCUAGCACUAACUGCUUUUCUACAAUGAAGAAGCGAGCACACAUGAAUGGAGAUGUGAUGAUUGCUGGGUUUUUCCCCCUCUACACUUUAGGAACAGAUCUCAGUAGCAGUGAUGUUUCUGGACAAGAAGAGAAUAAGCCGUUUACCUUCAAGAACUACCAGUGUGUUUUGGCCUUGGCUUUUGCUAUAGAAGAGAUCAACAAAAACCCUGAUCUUUUACAUAGCUUAACUCUGGGAUUUAGUAUCUAUGAUGUUCAAUAUGGAUCAAGGACAUCAUUUAAAAAUCCUUUUGUUUGCCUUUUUGGGAAAUAUGACUUCCCAAACUAUAAUUGUAUGAGAGACAACCCGUCUAUAGCAGUACUUACAGGACCUUCAGGAGCAUUAUCUUCACAGAUUGGGACACUGCUGGACCUCUAUAAUUUUCCACAGCUUACUUCUGGGCCUUUCGAUCAUGCUCUGAGUGACAAUAAGAUGUUUCCUGGUCUCUAUCAAAUUGCUCCAAAGGACACUUCAAUAGCCAAUGCCAUGGUUUUAUUACUACUUCACUUCAGCUGGAAUUGGGUGGGACUGAUAACCAUACAAGAUGAGAAUGGUUUGUGGAUUCUUCCUGCAUUGAAAGAAGAGAUGGGCAAGAACAGAGUUUGUGUAGCCUUUGAGCUAUCAUUACCAAAUAAUUCCAUGUCGCAUAUUUUCAAAAUUAUGGUACAUUAUAACCAGAUAAAUAAAUCUUCAGCAAAUAUCUUCAUUGUGUAUGCUGAUAAUGAGUUCCUACGACAUUUAUUUAUAUGUGUUGAACAAUUUUUAAUACAAGGCAAAGUUUUUAUUAUGAACUCAGAGUGGGAUGUAACCAUGAGAAAGAGAUAUUUCAUUCUAGGUUCAUUCCUUGUACCUCUCGUUUUCUCACACCAUCACCCAGAUGUUUCUGGAUUUACAGAUUUUCUCAAAUCAGUUAACCCGUGCAAAUACCCAGAAGACUUUUUUCUUGCUAGGUUAUGGUUUCUCUCUUUUAAUUGCUCAGAUUCUGUGUCUGACUGUGUACAGUGGGAGAACUGUCCUCAUGAUGCCUCCUUGGAUUGGUUGCCUAGGCAUAUAUUUGACAUGAGUCUGUCUGGAGACAGUUACAAUAUAUACAAUGCUGUGUAUGCUGUGGCCCAGGCUCUCCAUGAUAUGCUGCUUUAUCAAACAGAAACACAAACAAUGGGAAAUAGAAAUGGGAUAAUGUCUUCCCCUGCACAGCUGCAUCGUUUUCUGAAGAACAUCCAGUUUCACAAUCCUGCUGGAGAGCAAGUGAUUUUAGAUGAGAAAAAGAAAUUGGGGGCAGAGUAUGAUAUUGUGAACUUUUGGAAUUUUCCCGAAGGUCUUCAACUUGAAAUGAAAGUAGGAAAAUUUUCUCCAUAUACUCUUAAUGGUCAUCAACUGACUUUAUCUGAAGAUCUAGUAGACUGGACCAUAGGAACUACAGAGCCUCCUCACUCUGUCUGCAGUGAAAGUUGUGUUCCAGGAUUCCGGAAAACCCCUCAGGAGGAAAAGGCUGCUUGUUGCUAUGAUUGUACCCCUUGCUCAGAGAAUGAGAUAGCUAAUGGGACAGAUGUGGAGCAUUGUAUGAAGUGCCCAGAUCAUCAGUAUGCCAACACAGAGAGAAACCAGUGCCUCCAAAGAGCUGUAAGUUUCCUGGCUUAUGAAGAGCCCUUGGGGAUUGCCUUGGCCUGCAUGGCUCUAUGUUUAUGUACACUCACAGCAAUUGUUCUUGGAGUCUUUGUGAAACAUCAGAACACUCCCGUUGUUAAAGCUAAUAACCAAGUUCUCAGCUAUAUCUUGCUCAUCUCCCUCUUCUUCUGUUUUCUCUGUUCCUUGCUCUUUAUUGGCCGUCCAAACACAGCCACCUGCAUUCUACAGCAAACCACAUUUGGAGUUGUCUUCACAGUAGCUGUUUCUGCUGUCUUAGCCAAAACUGCAACUGUGGUUCUGGCCUUCAAGGUCACUUAUCCAGGGAGAAGAAUGAGGUGGUUACUGCUCUCAGGGGUUCCUAACUUCAUCAUUCCCAUCUGUACUCUGAUUCAGGUGACCUUCUGUGUACUUUGACUGGGGACUUCACCUCCCUUCAUUGACACAGAUGUACACUCUGAACACGGCCACAUUAUCAUCCUGUGUAACAAGGGCUCCCUCACUGCUUUCUACUGUGUCUUAGGAUACCUGUUUUUUCUGGCCUUGGCCAGCUUCAUUGGGGCUUUCCUGGCCAGGAACCUUCCUGACACAUUCAAUGAAGCCAAGUUCCUGACCUUCAGCAUGCUGGUGUUCUGUAGUAUCUGGUUCACUUUCCUGCCUGUCUACCACAGUGCCAAAGGAAAAGUCAUGGUGGCUACGGAGGUUUUCUCCAUCUUGGCUUCCAGUGCAGGGCUGCUGGGCUGCAUUUUUGCUCCCAAGUGCUACAUCAUAUUGUUAAGGCCAGAUAGAAAUUGUCUGCAUGGUUUUCGGGACAAAACAUGUGCCAGUGGAAAUAAACCCUCAAGAUGA